This is a messenger RNA of Colossoma macropomum (tambaqui), 2266 nucleotides long. Its product is annotated as H-2 class I histocompatibility antigen, alpha chain-like. Gene Ontology annotation, biological process: immune response. Gene Ontology annotation, cellular component: external side of plasma membrane. Bases 242 to 1513 code for a protein of 423 amino acids. The record is from RefSeq and is a predicted model, not a curated record. NCBI's taxonomy places the organism in Eukaryota, Metazoa, Chordata, Actinopteri, Characiformes, Serrasalmidae. The transcript is spliced from 11 exons.
GUGGACUUCCUACCUGUGCCAUUCCCCCACACUCUCUCAGGAAAGGGCAGUUUUCUGCUCAGGCCCAUUCUGCUACAGCAGCUUCCACCCAGAAACAGCUGUACUGAAGGAAGGAGGGGGAGAGGUGUUGCUUGCUGUCUUCCUGGAUCGCCCAUUGUAGCUUUAACUAACAAAAGCAGAGACCUUUCCUCAACUGAAGGUCCUCCAAAGUGAUUUCCACCGAACUAAAUGAGAAAAGACGAUGACGGUUGUGGCGGCGACACUCUGUGUCGUCUUGCUGCUGGUAUUAUUUGUUUCGACUCUCGGGGAUAAACACUCCCUGUAUUAUCUCUACACUCACCAGUCCAGAAACUCUUCAGACAGAGUCUCUGAGUUCAGUGCAGUGACUCUGCUGGAUGACAGACAGAUUGACUCCUACAGCAGUACAGACGGGGUCAGGACUCCUAAACAGGACUGGAUGAAUGAGAUGAAGGAGAGAGAGUGGAAAUCAGGCACAGAAAAGCUGAAGUAUGAUGGGGAACUGUUAAACCAGGUUGACAUACAUAUGAAGACCUUAAGACACAAUAAGCCAGAUGGUCACACUCUGCAGUGGAGAGUCGGCUGUGAGGGUGAAAAUCAUUCUGGUGGCUUACUUUUAGUGUUAAACUGCAUUAAUGAAUACGGCUACGAUGGACAGAACUUAAUCUCUUAUAACUGGACCUGGAGAAAAUGGUCAUCCUCAGUCAGUCAGCCUAAAGCGUUGGAGGAGGAGUGGAACGCUGGGCAUGUUGAUCAGAGAUGUGAAGACUGUGUGCACUGGCUGAGGACGUAUUUAAAGUUCAGCACUACUGACACCAAACUGACUCCGCCAGACGUUCAUGUGUUUGCAAAGAAAUCUACAACUAACUCAGGAAUGCUGACCCUGACCUGCCUGGCCACGGGCUUCUACCCCAAAGACGUGGAGAUUAAACUGAGGAAGUUCACCACUUCACUGCCUGAACAUCUACUGACAUCCUCAGGAGUCAGACCCAAUGAUGAUGGAACCUACCAGCUGAGGAAGAGUGUGGAGAUCCAGGAGGAUGAAGCAGCAGAAUACGACUGUUCUGUGACUCACAGCUCCAUCGAAGAACCGAUAAUUAAACAGUGGGACAAACGCUGCUUUGACUGCGAGAGUUCAGGUUCAGGAAUGGUUGGAGGAGUGAUUUGUGGAGUGGUGGUGCUUCUGCUGAUUUUGGGUGGGAUCAUCUUCACCCUUAUAAAGAAGGGGAUAGUUGGCAUUCCAGGUGCUGCAGGUUCUGCAGGUGCUGCAGGUGCUGCGACGACUGCAGCGACUGCUCUGCAAGCCCCGCCAAAUGGUGUUCCUGAAGAACUCUUGACAGCUGACCGUAAAGCUGGUGGUGGUUCUGACGCCGGUUCUGACUCUGGACAGGGAACUGGCUCAACCAAUAGCAGCAAUGGAAACAUUGGGAAUGGAUCAUCUGGUAAUGGGCACACAUACGCGAAUGGCACGAAUGGAGCUCCUGCUACCACUUAAUCUGCUGUUUCAACACCUCAGACCAGCCAGCUCAACGACUCAGUUUCAGCAUUUUACUGUACAUUUCAGAUAUCAAGGCCUUUAACACUUCAGACACAAUCCUCAGCAUACAUUUCAGAACUCUUCUGCUGAUCACUGUGUAAAUGAUGUUUGAGUAUAUUAAACAGAACCACCAGUAAAUGUGUUAAGAGUGACUGUAGACAAACAAGACAAUCCUUUAUUGGUCCCACAGGGGGAGAUCCUCAACAUACCGUAACAUAUGUGUGUCACAGUAGCAGGUCAGGAAAGUUGAAAUGGUGGGGACCUCUGAUGCAAUUAUUUCAUCAAGUUAGUUGCAUCAGAUAUCAUCUAGAACCAUGUUUUCAUAGAGGUCAGCUGUAUAUUUCAUACUUUUUGGCACUUCUGGAUAAGGUGUAUCCAGUCAAAGCAUUUCAGUGCUUUUAAUGAUUGUUUUUGUGUUUGGAUUUCUCUUUAGCUUUAAAUCAGUAGAUACUCAAUAAGCUUGACUCAUAAUUCGCAAUACUGAACUGUGCAGUUCUAAACAGCAGAUUAUACAUCAUAGUGCCUAACUGCAUCAUGCAUACUUACACCUGUCUUUAAUUUUAUCCUGUCCUGCAUUUCCAGCUGUAAUGUUAUAAAGAACUCAGAACCCAAGAUGGAAUGAUUUUACAUGUAUGUUAUGUUUCUUUAAGCUUUUUAUAUCUUUAUUUGGUGCAGCCUCAGUAAGGCCACAAGCAAGUUAACAUUGAUUCU